Messenger RNA from Penaeus vannamei (Pacific white shrimp), 777 nucleotides. The record is from RefSeq and is a predicted model, not a curated record. NCBI's taxonomy places the organism in Eukaryota, Metazoa, Arthropoda, Malacostraca, Decapoda, Penaeidae.
AUGCAUUUGGACCAGUGCUCGGGAAAUCUCGUUUCUUCCCCAGACAAGUGUCGCUGCGGAGUGAGCAACGGCGACCGCAUCAUCGGAGGGACGGAGGUGUCCCCACCCUUCAGAUAUCCCUGGCUCGUCGCCAUCUACGAUAUUGAGAAUCUGAAGGAGCCCUUCUGCGGCGGGAGCAUCAUCAACACCCGCUACGUCGUCACGGCCGCGCACUGUAUGUUUACGCGGGAGAACGAACCCAUCCCGCAUCAAGUUUCGGUGAAAGUCGCCGAGCACGACGUGGCUUCUGAGGACGACGACGUCGAAGGAGUCACGCGGAUGCUGGCCCUGGAGAGCUACGUCUUCCAUGAAGGCUACACAGAGAACUACUUCAACCUGGACAUCGCCCUCCUGCGUCUGGAGGAGGCCUUGGACCUCACGUCGCACCCGGAGGUCCGACCCGUGUGCCUACCUUCGGACCCGACGAAGGUCUACGAAGGACAGACCGGGAAAGUCGUCGGCUGGGGAGACACGACCAAUGGCGACAAGAAGUACCCCGACAUCGUUCGGGAAGUCGACUUACCCAUCGUCGAGUGUGGGCGCAAGGAGAUAGCCGGUGUUUUGAUCACACCUUUCAUGCUGUGCGCAGGUUUUAAGAAAGGCGGGAAGGACAGUUGUUCUGGCGACUCGGGCCCUCUGACGGUGGAAGAAGACGGGAGGUUCACCUUGGUGGGGAUCGUCUCUUUCGGCGAGGAGUGCGCCAAACGGAAUGUUCCAGGCGUCUACACGCAUCACUGA